CACACACUGGGUACUUCUUUCUUUGCAGUACCACCUCGCCAAGUAUUCGUCAUCAAGUGCGGAAGUGUGAUUAAUCAUCCACCGAGAGUUGCAGAAACUAGUUUGCAGAGUGUUCAUAUCGAGUGGAUGUUCAUUGUUGCUGUGCAAAACGCAGUUCGUUCACAGACAGGGGUGCGGCACGGAUUACAAAAUUGCUGAUUAGUCGAGAAACACCGUAAUGGAAAAUUUGAAAGAGCAAUUUCCUGCUUACAACGCAGUGCUGAGGCAGCCAAAUGGACAGCCCAAACCGUACCACAGCACUGGACUGCCCGAUUGUCCACCGAAUGGGGCGGGAAUACCGGGCAUGGUGAUGAUCGGGAAGAAAAGUGGCCCCGCUGUUCCGCCGAAACCGAGGAAAAACUCGCAGCAACAAGUUCCUCCACAGGUUCCGAAAAGUUCCAACGUAAAGCAGUACUGCGAGCCCUCGUUUUCUACCGUGCUCGAAGGUCAGGCCAGCAACCUUGACGAACAUGCGUACACAAACGUAGGCGGCGCUGAACGAGACGGUGCCGCGGUUCCCGGUGGUAAGCUGGGAGCGCGCAAGGUUACCCUUGACGAUGCCCUCGAGUUGCAGCACGUAAAAGAGGCACUCGAGCACCACAAGCGAACCUUGGAGGCGAAUCGCGCAAAGUCACACCAGGGUGGGCCCGAGCCCCACGGCACGGUUUACGAAAACACCCAUGCCUCACCGUACCCCGGUGCCUAUGGGUCGGAUGCAACAUAUUCCAACAUUCCAGGAGGGGCUCGUGGUGGCCAGCCCGUUAUGAAGAACAACGAUGGUCUGAUUUACAGCAACAUAAUGCACAGCAACAACGGUGUUCCAGCGAAAGCGUUCCCGCAACGGCAAAUAUCGGAGGAGUUGCCACCUCCGCCACCGCAAGAUAUGCCACCGUUGCAAAUAACGAUGAAUGCAUUGAACUUGGAGGAUAAUGACGACGAGUUUCCACCGCCACCGAGUCCGGUAAGUUCGUCGUACAGUGAGCUCCGUCGGGCCACAGAUCCUCCGUCCCACAUAGGAAGGCAGCCGCAGCCAACCUACACGAUGGUGGGUCCUGGUGCUAGCGGUGGCGGAAACGUUGGAGCUCCGGGAGGACAAACUUACAGCAACAUGGCACCGGGAAGCCAAAUCUAUGCCAACAACAUGCACCACCAGUCUCUGUACGGGACGUAUGGUAUGAGUUCACAGGGUUCGACGACGUACGAAUCGAUCUACGAACCGAUAAACCCGCGCCCUCCGAGCCAAAUGUCCGCCCGAUCGAACUACUCGCUCUACGCACCGUACGUAAAUUCGCACGGAAUCAACAGCCCCAACGAUAGCAUUAUCACGAGCGCCUCCCAACAGCAGCACCGUGGUGGAGGCGGUUCCGGCGGUAUGAACAAGGAAACGGAAGUGGACACCCUUACGGAUUUGUUGGUGCAGUCGAUCCAGGACACCGACUCAUUCGGAACAUGCGUUAAGUGUGGCGAACGUGUGGUGGGCGAGAAGACGGGCUGUACGGCGAUGGACAAAAUCUAUCACAUCGCUUGUUUCACGUGCCAGCAGUGUCAGAUUAAUUUGCAGGGAAAACCAUUUUACGCGCUCGAUGGAAAGCCGUACUGCGAGGAAGACUACCUCAACACGCUGGAGAAAUGUUCCGUCUGUCUGAAGCCGAUCCUCGAACGCAUCCUGCGUGCCACCGGAAAACCGUACCAUCCGCAAUGCUUCACGUGCAUCGUUUGCGGCAAAUCGCUCGACGGCAUUCCGUUCACCGUGGAUGCAACGAACCAGAUACACUGCAUCGACGAUUUCCACAAGAAGUUCGCACCACGAUGCUGCGUCUGCAAGCUGCCAAUAAUGCCCGAACCGGGCGAAGAUGAGACGGUCCGCGUGGUGGCACUCGAUCGUAGCUUCCACAUCAACUGCUACAAGUGUGAAGACUGCGGGCUGUUGCUCUCAUCGGAAGCGGAAGGACGCGGCUGCUACCCACUGGAUGAUCAUAUUCUCUGCAAAAGCUGCAACGCAAAGCGUGUCCAGGCCCUCACUAGCCAUAUGACGACUGAGCUGUAAACAGAUUUCCCUAUUGCGGCUUCUCGCAAAAACUGAAGCAAUUUCGUAACGCAUACCGUACUUAGGGCGCCCGUGUUCCGGAGAGCGGAACAAACGUAGCGCGUGGCUGCUAGAUCCGUGGCAAUUGGUAUAGUGUAGGAAAAAGAAAACAAAAACGAUAGUCAAAUUUAUUGCACAAAAACGAAUAGCUUUUAACCGCACGAACGGCACGCAUUCGCUGCGCAUCGCGCUUUCAUUCAUUCCAUUUCGGUAGAGAGAAACACUUUAAGCUUUUUAACGUUAUAUUUAUAGAAUGUAUCUGAUACCUUACCGUUAGAAUUAAGCAAACGAUGGGAGAGUUGGUUUUUAACCAGAUUUAUUGCUCUAAUUACCAGAAUAGAAAGGGGUUUAGCAUCUAGAUAAAGAUACGCGUGAUUUGUUAUUGUACUACCAGGGCGGACGGACAAAAAGGACGCACAAUACUUGCAUUUACAUUCCUCUUCGCUGUCCGUAGACUAAAACUUUCCACUACAUUGCAUUUGCGGAGACAAUAGGGGUUCACAUUCCAUAUAUUCACUCUUAAAAAAAACGUUGUCCAUUCGGAACGAGUUGAUGAUAGGAAAACAAAUCUUUAAUAUACCGAUAAAAAGGUAAUCAUCAGCAUGGAACUAGCAUUAUUGCAUGUGUCAAACGUAAUGUUGAAUUUUGUAUGUUUGUCGUGGAUUCAAAUAAACCGUACAGAAAAAUACCUGUUAA
This is a messenger RNA of Anopheles coustani, 2821 nucleotides long. Its product is annotated as thyroid receptor-interacting protein 6. The record is from RefSeq and is a predicted model, not a curated record. Gene Ontology annotation, cellular component: stress fiber; focal adhesion. NCBI's taxonomy places the organism in Eukaryota, Metazoa, Arthropoda, Insecta, Diptera, Culicidae. Bases 218 to 2086 code for a protein of 622 amino acids. Gene Ontology annotation, biological process: cell-cell adhesion. The transcript has a single exon.